Molecule: messenger RNA, 4618 nt
Organism: Porites evermanni
Lineage: Eukaryota; Metazoa; Cnidaria; Anthozoa; Scleractinia; Poritidae
Source: the annotation of a GenBank genome assembly
AUGUCAGGCUACAAGCUUGUUUACUUUCCAAUCCGCGGUCGAGGAGAAAGAACUCGAUUGGCUUUCGCAGCGGCUAAAAUUGAUUUCGAGGACACCAGGCUGCCUUUUGAGGAAUGGGCAAAGGAGAAAGCAUGUAAGUGGAUUUCCACAAUAAUCACGCCCUUUUUUCUAAUCACUUAAGCUAUUAUAGUUUUCUAAGCACUUAAAUAGCCUUUUAAAACAGUAUGCUCGAUUGAACAUGGCUUACGCGCGAGGUAAGCUUUACUCGUGUUUGCUGAGUAUAUAAAUAAAAUUAUGUAGUACAGUUUAAUCCUCAAAUCAGUAAAUCUUGUUACUGAGUCGCAUUGGCGACUAGACGGUCAACCAAUGCAGCGAAACCACUCCUAUCUUGCGUACACCUCCUUGCUUGUUUCAAUAAUUUAGCGAUAUUUAUCCAAGGGUGCCGUUGAUAUGGACGCUUGGACUUCGCAAUCGACUUUAUUCACAUCACAACAUAGUGUUUACAACGGCAAACAUGACCAAUAUAUUUUCAAUCACAUUUCUGAGACUGUUUUUUUUUUGUUAUGUGUAGUGCAGGUGUCACGGUGGGCAUGCGCAACCGAAAACGAAACGAGCGAAACGGACGUAACGAACCAAACGAAGUACCUAAACUUAACGUGUGUUCGAGGGAAACGGCCGGAACGACCAAAACGAGUCCAACAAAACAAGUAAUACGACUUACCAUACGUUUACCAUAAUGGUUGAAACAAGCAAAAGGUGGAAAGUUGAGGAAAUAUCAUCGAUGUCUGUUCGACUAUUAUCUCGUAUUUACGUCCGGAACUUCUAAAAAAGACAUUUUUGACAACUUAGUUUUUGCAGGCGGGGGCUGGCAUCUCCGUUUUGCGAACGACAGUGGCGGCCCUGGAGUAUUCACGGCCAUCAACGACGGGACUGAUUGAAACUAAACCGCCUUAUUUCGCAAUUCUCACGAGUCAAUGUAGUGUUUGUAAAGAAAUGUUCAUCUCUUUUUAUCCGUUUUCUUUUUUUUGUUUCAGCUGGCAGACCGCCUUUUGGUCAUUUGCCUUACAUUGUGACUCCGGAAGGAAAAAUCUUGGGACAGUCUAGUUCAAUUACUAAAUAUAUCUGCAAGAAAGGAGGUGAUUUAUCAACAAGGGUUAUUCGUUGGCAUGCUAACUAAAUUCAAUCUCAAAAAUUUCCGGGGGCCAGUUUAAAGGCACGAGGUGUAGCUAGGCGUACAGUUGAUGUCCUGCUAUUCUUAAGAGAUCGUUUUAAAAAUGAAUGGCUUUGUAAGCGAGCUAGACGAAGGGAAUUCUUUACUCUGAUUGGACGCCCGAGAGAGUGAAAUAAUAUAGUACCGUGUUGACCAAGCGUGAAGUCAAGAUGGCUGGAAAUAGACCUUUGUCACGCGGUGGCGAUUUUGUCUCAGAAGCCUUGUUUAUGCAUGGCUAGCCUCGAAGAGAGAACAAGGCUAGCCGUGCAUAAACAAAGCUUUCUAAACUCUGAGACAAAAUGGCCGCCGCGUGAAGGUCUAUUGGCCACGUUUUUUUUUUUUGCGUUUUUAUGGACCUCGACUCGGUCUCGGUCAGUUAAAAAGCAAAAAAGAACUAAACAAGGCCAUUAGGCCAACAUUCCUGCUACCUUGGCUGAAAAAUAGCAAGCUCGGUCAAUAAAUGAUUUAUUACAUGGCCGUCAUAAAGAUAACUUUUUCUUGCUGGACCAACGUGGGAAAUCCCCAACGGGCAAGAUGGUCCAGCAACUUGACCGAUUUCCGUAAAAUAUGGUGGCAACCGGUGUGAAUCCGCACCUGCUUCACAAUCAUUAGCCACAGAAUCUAUGAAAAAUAGCUUUCCCAACGUAUUAAUGACGAACUUAAAAUGCAUCAUCAGCAUUGCAUUUUUUACCCUGCGAGCAGAGUCUCCUUCGAUCUUCCAAGACUACUCUGCUCGCAGGGUAUGCAUUUUUAGCAAAUCCGCUUUCUUUUUCUGCAUUUCAUUUUUACUUUAUGGUUCACAGGACUGUGCCCAGCUGACAGUUUCGAUGAAGCGACAGCGGAUUCGAUAGGUGAUGAAGCUAUGGAUUUGGUUGAGGCUGUGAUCAAGCUACACUUUGAGAAAGACGAAAAGAAGAAGGUAAUGGCUUGGCCGAAAUGGUAAUGGACCAAUUUCAGUAUAUUAAAAUUCCGACCUUGCAACAAGGCUUGGGUACCCUGGAUGCCAGCGGCUUUUUGUGCGCGGUUUCCGGUCUUGGUUAAGUCUAAAAAAGUGACCAGAAGACGUGUCGGCCUGCGAUCAACGAAGCUCCUCGUCGCACGCGAGAAAAAACUUGUGGUACCCAGGGUAAUUCUUCAGGGAAUAAAACAAAAGAAAUGUAUUAUUCAUUGCUGAGCCUCAAGAUGAUUUCUUUUGAUUUAUUCUUUUGAGCCUCGGNUGCCCAGCUGACAGUUUCGAUGAAGCGACAGCGGAUUCGAUAGGUGAUGAAGCUAUGGAUUUGGUUGAGGCUGUGAUCAAGCUACACUUUGAGAAAGACGAAAAGAAGAAGGUAAUGGCUUGGCCGAAAUGGUAAUGGACCAAUUUCAGUAUAUUAAAAUUCCGACCUUGCAACAAGGCUUGGGUACCCUGGAUGCCAGCGGCUUUUUGUGCGCGGUUUCCGGUCUUGGUUAAGUCUAAAAAAGUGACCAGAAGACGUGUCGGCCUGCGAUCAACGAAGCUCCUCGUCGCACGCGAGAAAAAACUUGUGGUACCCAGGGUAAUUCUUCAGGGAAUAAAACAAAAGAAAUGUAUUAUUCAUUGCUGAGCCUCAAGAUGAUUUCUUUUGAUUUAUUCUUUUGAGCCUCGGUGCUAAGUCUGAAUGUUGAUUGGUCUAACCAACCUUGUUCCCAGAGUCCUCUCCUGCUCAUCGCCCCCCAGGAAGAACGAGAGAGAGGAACCUGGGAACGAGGUUUGUAACUUGAGAAAUUACUUGAGUAUGACAAAUCAAACAAGAUAUGUCUUUGAAGCAUUACAUCAAAUAACAAAAAUGACCUUUGAAAAAUUGUUAGGAUAACAAGUUUCCAAUACCACAAUUGCAAUCCCUUUCAGUGUUCUUCAAGUUUGUCUAUCCGUGCUUCGAUCCUUUAGACUGCAGUACAGUCCGUAAUCUUUGGACAUCCAAGUACGCGCGACAAAGGUCUGGAGCGAGGCUGAAAACAGAGAGUGAGACUGGGGAGAGACUGGGAGUGACGAUAAAAAUACGAAUUGACCGUUUUGCAUAUAGUAUUAGCCUGCGAGCAAGCUCUUCAUUUGCUAUUAUUUUGGAGCAAUCAGUGAGGAAGAGUUUUUGUGUUGGAGCCUCACACGCCCGUAGGCUCUUUGAUUGAUUUCGCGAGAGAAUAUCGCGUGUUAUUGUCUACACUUGGCUUCGAAUCUUGUGGUAAACGCUGCAUCCAGUAAUUCCGAAACAGACUUGAGCGUUGUUUCCUUGUGCAAUGUAGUGUUUUCUGGAAGACCAAAAAUAAGUGGAGGUGGCAGCAAACUGACAAAGCCUGUGCCUGAAGCGGUGUGGGACACUUCUGCCUUAGCAACAUUGUAAUGAAAAAAGGGCUUCGAAAAGCUCUUCAAUUAUUAACUAGUAGUUCAAAGCCUGGAUCAAGAAACGCUUUACCCAUGACAAUGUCUCAGUCCACAUGUGAUACUUAAGAAAGAAGAAAGAGACUUACAGAUAUAGAUUAAAACACUCUCAGCGGUCACCGACCCAUCCUAACGUAGCUCACCCUUGCCGCGAUUUAAAUUGCAGCACGCUAGCGCGCCCAACGUAUAACUGCCGUGGUUCUUUUUCCUAUAUUUUAGGAUUCAGUCCCGUGAGGAAAUGAUCUCUAACUUUUGUUUUGUUUUUUAGGAAGAGUCAACGAAGAAAUUUUUCGAAACUACACUUCCUGACGAACUUAAACAUUUUGAAGCUAUUCUUAAAAGCAGGGAUGGGGGCAACGCCUUCUUUUUAGGCGAAAAGGUAAGAUUAGAAGAAUAACAAGGCGUUGCGCGGGGUGAUUUCGGAAUGAGGUGAUCAAGCACAGUCUAACCGCGUUAACCCUUUAAAAGCCCCUACAGUGAUAAAACAUCAAAAUUCUCUUUGUAAUUAUCAAUGCUUUGUCAAACAGAGUGGUCAUGAGAAUUACGGACAUGAUCACACAAGAUGAAUAAUGUUAUCAACUUCUCCCCACUACUUCUGUAGGAAAUGAAUAGGAGCAACAAAUGAGAUUUCAAAUUUUGAUCUUAGGGUUUAAAGGGUCAAUACAGACACUGAGGAUGCCAUAGAAAAUGUCCGUGUCUGUCAUGACUAAAGGGGGAGGGGGGUUGGUUACCAGUGGUGGCUCGGACCGUUAAGAACUUGGCAAAGACCGUUUACGAAAGAGAAAUAAACCAUGCCUGCAAAGCAUAACAAUAUUUUUUUUGUUUCUUUUCUGCAGCUGACCUCUGCCGACAUCCUGUUCUUUGACUUUUGCAACAGCUUUCUUUCAAAGGGUGAACCAACUGUUCCUGAACCGCUCAAGAAGUUUCCGCUGUUGGAGAAACACUACAAUCGUGUGUUAAACGUGCCGGAAUUAAAUGCCUGGAUCACGAAACGCCCGAAAAGCGAACUAUAA